Molecule: messenger RNA, 1587 nt
Organism: Fusarium venenatum
Lineage: Eukaryota; Fungi; Ascomycota; Sordariomycetes; Hypocreales; Nectriaceae
Source: RefSeq, a predicted model, not a curated record
AUGUACGCACAACUUGUCACUGUUUCAGCAGCUCUAUUCCUUGUCACAUAUUUCAUUCUUUACCCCAUAUUCCAAUACAUCCGCGAUGCCAAGGGUCUUCGUCGCUACCCCAACUUCCACCCCUUGGCGGGAAUAACCAAUCUACCCUUUGUACGAGAAGCCGCUAGAGGUUUCCGCUCAAAAACUCUCUAUGAGAUGCACAAGACCCAUCCUGUGAUUCGCACCGGCCCCAACUCUCUCUCCUACGGUUCCGUGCAGGCAAUCAAGGAUAUCUACGGGCACGGCACGAAAUGCACAAAGGGAGAGUUCUAUGAAACUCUUGCUGGAACGCAUUACCACCUUGCCGAUGUCAUAGACAAGGCAGAUCAUGCUCGGAAGCGCCGUGCACUUUCUGCUGCAUAUGCCCUGAAGAAUCUCGAGAACUGGGAGUUUAAAGUCGCCGAUAAGGCAGAGAGGUUCAUCCGUGCUGCAGAUACUGCUUGCACUCUACCUCUCAAAGAGGGUUUCAUCCGUCCUGAUCCCGAAGACCUUAAGUUUGACUACCGCGCCUUUACAAACUUCUUCACGCUUGAUGCCAUCGCCGACAUUGGCCUCAGCGAGCGUCUUGGAUUUCUGGAUCAGGGCCAUGAUCUUGUCAAAGCUGAACGCAUGGAUGGAUCUAUCCAUAAAGUCAACUUCCGAGAGUGUCUUCACUCAACAGCUCGCGCCCAAUCCAUUCUCGCUUGGACAGAGAAGUGGUACGAUGCUAAUAUCGAGCUAUCAAAGUUGUUAUCCAAAGAUUUCAGUAAGUGGUGGAAUCUGAACGAGGGUUGGAACGAUAUCGUCUAUCACCGCGCAACUCAGCGCCUCGAACGGUACAAUAAGGGCGAGAGACUACCCGACUUCUUUCAGGCCCUGAUGGACCACAGUGAGGCCAACCCUCCUGGCCUCGAAUGGGGAGAAAUCGUCGCUGAAGUGUCGAUAAUGAUGAAUGCUGGAUCCGACACUACCGCUAUUGCCAUGAACAAUGUCAUGUACUGGCUCCUCAAGAAUCCAUCUUGUAUGGCCAAGCUUCGCCAGGAAGUCGACUCUGUUCUGGAUCCAGAGGAAGCCGUCGCUCCAUACGACAAAGUCAAGCAUCUCCCCUAUCUUCGCGCCUGUUUGGAUGAGUCCCUACGCAUCACACCACCCACCACUUUUGGUCUUCCUCGCCGCACGCCACCUGAAGGCUGGAAUAUACUGGGUGAUUAUAUCCCAGGCGACACAACUGUGUCCAUCUCGGCAUAUGUUGCGCAUCGAGACCCAAACAUCUUCCCUGACCCUGAGGCCUACGUUCCUGAACGCUGGCUUGGGGAAAAAGGCAAGGACUUGCAGCCGUACUUCAUCUCUUUCAGCACUGGAGCACGGGGUUGCAUCGGUAGGAACAUUAGUUAUCUAGAACAGACUGUACUUUUAGCUAGUGUAGUGCAUAGGUAUGAGUGGGCGCUGCCUUUUACUGAGUGGGAGCCAUCUAGGACUGAAGCUAUGAAUCUUGCACCAGGGCCUAUGCCCCUCAAGGUUUGGCGUCGGGACUUGGGAGGGGAUGGGAAUGAUGAAAAGCAUAGCUAG